GAGGGGGGCGGCUACCGGCGUGGGGACCACGACAAGCCGCACCUGCCGGCCGACAAGAAGGGCAAGGUCAUCUGCAAGUACUUCGUGGAGGGCAGGUGCACCUGGGGCGAUCACUGUAACUUCAGUCACGACAUUGAGCUGCCCAAGAAGCGCGAGCUGUGCAAGUUCUACAUCACGGGUUACUGCGCCCGCGCCGACAGCUGUCCCUACAUGCACGGGGAUUUCCCGUGCAAGCUGUUCCACACCACCGGGCUCUGCAUCAACGGCGACGACUGCAUGUUCUCCCACGCGCCCCUGAGCGACGAGAGCCGGCAGCUGCUCGACAAGGUGAC
Molecule: messenger RNA, 332 nt
Organism: Cyanistes caeruleus (blue tit)
Lineage: Eukaryota; Metazoa; Chordata; Aves; Passeriformes; Paridae
Source: RefSeq, a predicted model, not a curated record